CAGGCGACUAAAUUCCGUUAAUAUAAUUGGCCAAGACGCACGUCAAUCAAACAGCCCUUAUCGUCCUCUUCCGGCUGUGUGUCAGUCUUCAGCAACAGCAGCAUCCCUACCAGACAGCACAGCAGCUGUAGGCAACGAAAUCCAGAUAUUAUCGCAGGUGUCCCUUUUCUUUAGGAGGCGACAGCUUCACUGGAAGCCGAAGAUAAGGAAAGCGAGAGAGACCAUGUUUUAGAGAAACCCGUGCUGGAAGCCCAUUUUCUACAAUGAACAAUGAGGACGAGUUUUAUGAUGCCGUCACAGGCUUGGAUUCAGAUGCAUCUUGUGAAGGCACAUCAGAAUGCAGUUUUAAAGAUGCUGUAGUCACUCAGAAGAACAAUGGUGUGGUUCCUCAGGAGAAUGGAAUCAAGAACCGCAGGUUGUGUCUUCCUGCCCCUAUGUUCUCCAGAACGGAUUUUAGCAUAUGGAGCAUCCUCAAGAAGUGUAUUGGACUGGAACUGUCCAAGAUCACCAUGCCCAUUGUGUUCAACGAGCCCUUGAGCUUUCUACAGAGAAUCGCAGAGUAUAUGGAGCACACAUACCUCAUUCAAAAAGCCUGCGACCAGUCAGACUCUAUAGAGAGGAUGCAGACGAUAGCUGCCUUCGCCGUGUCUGCAGUCGCCUCUCAAUGGGACAGAACUGGCAAACCCUUUAACCCCCUUUUAGGAGAGACCUACGAACUUACACGAGAGGAUCAGGGUUUCAGGCUGAUCUCGGAACAGGUGAGUCACCAUCCGCCCAUCAGCGCCUUCCACACAGAGGGUCUGACGGGUGACUAUGUGUUCCAUGGCUCCAUCUACCCUAAACUUAAGUUCUGGGGCAAGAGCGUGGAGGCAGAACCUAAAGGAACCAUCACGCUAGAGCUUCUCAAUCAUAAGGAGGCAUAUACAUGGACCAACCCUUUCUGUUGUGUACACAACGUCAUUCUGGGUAAACUGUGGAUUGAGCAAUACGGCACUGUAGAAAUUGUCAAUCACAGUACUGGAGAGAAAUGUGUUCUGAACUUUAAACCCUGUGGGAUGUUUGGAAAAGAGCUGCACAGAGUUGAAGGUUACAUCCAGGACAAGAGUAAGAAGAAGCGUUGUGUGAUCUAUGGGAAAUGGACGGAGUGUAUGUGGAGCGUAGACCCACAGGUAUAUGACGCCCAUCGCAAACUCGAGAAGAAAGGAACGACAGACACUAAAAAACAAAAACCGGAGGAGACAGAUGGAUCUGUCAAUGAGGAUGCUGAUGAAAUGCCUGAGGUACAGGAGACCGUGGCAGUGAUUCCUGGCAGCACAUUACUUUGGAGAAUAUCAUCUAGACCACCUCAUUCAACAGAGAUGUAUAACUUCACUAAUUUUGCGAUGACACUGAACGAAUUGGAACCUGGCAUGGAGGGAGUGCUGGCACCAACAGACUGCCGCUUACGGCCUGACAUCAGAGCCAUGGAGAAUGGCAACAUGGACGAAGCCAGCAGCGAAAAAGAGCGACUGGAGGAGAAACAGAGAGCAGCUCGUAAAGAACGAGCCAAAGAUGCUGAAGAAUGGUCCACUAGGUGGUUUCAGUCAGGCACAAACCCCUAUACAGGAUCACAGGACUGGCUUUACACCGGAGGCUACUUUAAUAGAAAUUACACAGACUGUCCUGAUAUCUACUGAUGAGAAAGACCACCUUCUUAUCUCUCUCCACCUACAGCAUCUUCCUCUGCUCUAAACCACAUAAUAUUCAAGUGACAGCGACACUGUAGCUCUCGUUCAACACCUGCUCACCCUCAUACUGUUCACCUGCGAUCUUCUAUGGCACCAGAGGAUCGUCAGUCAUUAUUAUGUUUGUUUAAUCGUGGAUGGAAAUGAGAGGGGAAGAUGAUUGGAUUAUAUGCACUCAUUUUAAGGAUUUCAUGUUUUUGUUCUUAAGCAUUUUUGCUUGAUGUCACAUUAACCCUGCAGGUUUAUCAAUGGAGGAAAGUUGCAUACAAGCACAAGAGUUCUGCCUCAAUUCUCAGUGCAUCAGCUACUUUCCACAGCAGUGUUCAUAUUAUUAUUAUUAUUAUUAUACACGUAUGUAUUAAAACAACAUUAAAAACAGAUCUUUUGCGAGCACUGAGACACAAAAGUGUCCUGGUCUAGCUGUAUGUAGAGAUAGAGAGAGUAAGAAGGUGAUCAAGAAUUAAUAAAACAACAGUAAUAAUGUUUAACAUUAAUAAUAACCUCUGUUUGUGUGUGCGCGCAAUGUGGGAAUACAUGUAAAAAGCCAUAGAUUUUGUUUUAAUGGUACAAUGUUUUGCCUUUGGAUUUCUGUUUUCACACUCUGGAAGGUUCAGAUUAAAUGCCAGUCCUCAAUUUAAAUCGCUUCAUCAUCAAUAAAUUAUUAUGAAGCAUUUUAAAAUAGUUUGUAAUAGCUCUUAUUGUUUCUUUUCACUACCUGCUCACCAACAGAGACUUGUGGGAUGUAAAGUAGGCUGGAUGUAUUAAAAAUUAAUGUUAAAUAAUUAGCAAAUGAUGUCAAUUCAUUGUUUAUUGUUGUAAAUGCACAAAGUCUGUAUUGUAUUUGUGCCACUGUUCCUCAAGCACUGUCUAGGUUGUUUUAUGUAGAGGAGGGUGUCAUGGGUUGUUUUAUUUAUCAGCAUUUACAUCUCUUCACAUGUACAUUCCCCAAAACAGACUGUACAGUACAAUAUCCACAAAUGUUUAACAAAAUCUAUGCAACCCAUCAAACAGAUAAAAUUCCUCAUGCUUAAAUAGUUCAGGCUUAAUAAUCACAAAUUGUGUAGAAUGGCAGCUGUUAAGUACAGUAACUGUAGUGUCAUUCAAUUCAUAUUCUGCUUCUUGGUUGCUUUCGGUUUUUGCUUUAAAAAGACUUUUAUGAUUUAAUGACAUAUUUCAGUCCACUGAAGUUUUUUCUUUCAUUUAGAGAGGAUCUAACUUAUGAAGUGUGCAGUGAUGUUACAGCAGUUGUUUACACAAACAUGUUUUCUUUGCUACAGUGCCUUUUUCUUUUCCCCGCUAAAUGUUGAGGGUAUUUUUAAAAUUUAAGUACGUUGGACAUUUUAUUGGAUUUUUUUUCUAACCACAUUUGGUCUUUGUGAAUGUCUAAAUAGGAAUGUUAAAAUGUACUCACCGUUUGUUGGAUACACACAUGAAAUUUACACUACUAUGUGUCGUUUAUUUUGUCUGCUUAUUCAUUCAAUGUACGUUGGAUUAUUCAAAAACUAACGUUAAAACUCAUAUUCCAUGAUUAAAAUAGAUUUUAUUUUUA
Molecule: messenger RNA, 3273 nt
Organism: Misgurnus anguillicaudatus (oriental weatherfish)
Lineage: Eukaryota; Metazoa; Chordata; Actinopteri; Cypriniformes; Cobitidae
Source: RefSeq, a predicted model, not a curated record